AUGUCUCCUACUGCUGGCCCAGCGCCCGGGCACCUCGGCAACCUAACUCCUGACCAAGAAGGAAAGGUGAUCGAAUUUUGGAUCAUCAUUUUAACCUCUGUUGCGACUGUAUUGUCGGCUGUGUAUGAUGUCCCCAUUCCAGAGGGACCCCCCAGCAAGCUUUUUGCUGCUCUGGACAAGGUCAAUGAGCCGACGGUGGAGGCUAUUAUUAGCGCAUUCAAGGGCGACGCCGUCAAUGGAGAGACCUCAAAUGGGACUGUGCCGGCGGAAUCAGGUAGCGAGACCAACGGGAAAACCAUCACAGAGAGCAAUUCCGACAAUAAAGAGCAGAAAUCACUCGACAAGGUGGACUCACUCAUGAAUGAACAUGCCAAAGACACUAUCAUUUCGGAAAUGGCCAAUCGAAAGGUCACCCCGGCGCACUUUGCUUCCCUUUUCUCGCGACUCCGAGAGCUAGGCGUGCAUGAGGAAGAAAUCAAGUCCAUGGAGCAGAUUCUCUCUAGGCUGACGCCUCAGGAAAUGUGCUUUGCGAUCUUGAAGAUGAUAAAGCAGGAACAUCCGGAUAGCUUGUUGCUUCGGUUCUUGCGCGCCAGGAAAUGGGAUGUUGGAAAGGCAUUCUCGAUGAUGGCGUCGAAUUUUCUGUGGAGAAAGGAAGCGGAGGUUGAUGAAGAGAUCCUGCCGCGGGGAGAGGAAUAUGCCCUGGAACAAUCCCGUAGCCCCAGCACUACCUCAAAGGAGAAGAAGGAAGGUACCGACUUUAUGAACCAGCUCAAGACGGGCAAAAGCUUCAUUCAUGGCUUUGACAGGGAGGGUCGACCUGUUAUCUAUAUUAGAGUGAAGAUUCACAAGCCAAGUGCUCAGAGUGAGGAAACCCUCGAGCGGUAUAUUAUCCAUAUGAUUGAAUCAGCCAGACUUAUCGUGGCUCCUCCGGUUGAAACGGGCACAAUUGUCUUCGAUAUGACAGGGUUCGGGUUGUCUAAUAUGGACUACCCUCCAGUCAAGUUCAUCCUCAAAUGCUUCGAGGCAAACUACCCCGAGUCUCUGGGACAACUGCUCAUCCAUAACGCACCCUGGGUUUUCUCUGGUAUCUGGAGACUCAUCCACGGCUGGAUGGACCCCGUCGUCGCAUCAAAAGUGCAUUUCACACGGUCAGUCGCCGACCUAGAUAAGUUUAUUCCACGCAACAAGAUCCCCAAAGAGUUCUCCGGCGACGGAAACUGGAGCUAUAAAUAUGACGAGCCCGCGAAAGAUGAAAAUGCGGUUAUGAAAGACACCGCUACGCGUGAGUCGCUCAUGUACGACCGCAUGAUGAUUGGCAUCCGGAUAAUCACUGCCACAGCAGCGUGGAUCUCUGCCAGUUCGCAGUCUGAUGGGAAGGAAGAGGUGUCGAAAGUGGAGGAGAUCAAGUCGCGACGAAAUGCUGUUAUUGAUGAGUUCCGCGUGAACUACUGGAAAUUGGACCCUUAUAUCCGAGCGCGGUCCUUCAUUGAUCGGACUGGGAUGAUUUUGCCUGGCGGUGGACUUGGGCUGGAUGAUAAUAUCAACGGUCAGGCAAAGUAG
Penicillium robsamsonii is the source of this 1560-nucleotide messenger RNA. Its product is annotated as CRAL-TRIO domain-containing protein. Bases 1 to 1560 code for a protein of 519 amino acids. The record is from RefSeq and is a predicted model, not a curated record. The transcript is spliced from 4 exons. NCBI's taxonomy places the organism in Eukaryota, Fungi, Ascomycota, Eurotiomycetes, Eurotiales, Aspergillaceae.